AUGGCCAGCGGAAGUAUGCAUGAGGAGAAAACAAAAAAUAUUCAGGCUGUCAAAGCCAAAGGCAUAAUAGGUGCAAUUGUUGAUCACAGUAUCCGCAUAGGUAAAGAAGAGAUAGUAGCAAUGGACAUGGCUGUUGAAGAUGUCUACAACCAGACAAAACAAAAGGUGACUCUUCUAGUAAAGAACUCUCGAGGGAAAGCUGUCCAGGCGACUCUUUCUGCUAGGGAUCUUAUCAAGAAGAAGGCCCAAGUCAUUUUGGGAUCAAGAUCAUGGGAGGAAACAUCCUCAGUUGCUGAGCUUGGGAAUCAAUAUGGCAUCCCUACUCUUUCUUUUGCUGAUCCAUGCCCUUCAUGGGCCACCGAACGUUGGCCAUUCUUUAUUCAAGCUUCUCCCAGCAAAAAUUUGCAAAUGAAAGCGGUGGCUGCUAUGGUCCAGUCCUGGGGAUGGCGCCGGGUUAAUGUCAUAUAUGAGGAUACAGAUUCUGCUGUAAAUGGAAUAACACCUCAUCUGUAUGACGCCUUGCAGGAAGUUGGAGCUCAAAUUAGUCCUCUUACAGCCCUUCCAUCUUUUCCGAAUGCUUCAAUGUUGUGCGGGGAGCUUGCGAAGCUUAAGGCAGAACAAUGUAGAGUCUUUGUAGUUCAUGCUUCUUUGGCCUUAGCAGAACGCAUAUUUCAAAUGGCCAAGGGGAUGAAGAUGAUGGAACAAGGUUAUGUGUGGAUCACCACAGACAGUGUAACAAGCCUUGUCCAUUCGAUGGACUUCUCCAUGAUGUCAUCGAUGCAAGGUGUACUUGGAGUAGAGAGAUAUUAUCAUGAUAAAGGGCGGAAGUAUCAGGAUUUCUAUGGAAGAUUUCAAUAUGAAUUUGGCUUGAAGUACCCCGAAGAAAAGAACCACGAGCCUGGAAUUUCUGCACUAGAAGCCUACGAUGCCAUCUGGUCCUUGGCUUUAGCAAUGAAAGAAGAUUUCAGUGGAUUAAGUGGUAAAAUUCAGUUUUCUGAGCAAAGAUUAGCUCCAUCUGUGAAUACAUUUCGAAUAAUCAACGUUGUUGGAAGGAGUUAUUUAGAGCUUGGAAUCUGGUCAGAUGGAAUAGGAUUUUCCGUGGAAGUUGGUGAGAAUGCCAAAAACAAUGUCUCGAUGGAAAUUUUCGGAAAGUUGUUUUGGCCUGGAGGAUCUCUGAAUGCUCCAAGAGGAUGGGACAUCGCAACUGUCGCCAAUGCAUUGAGAAUUGGCGUGCCUAAUGCAUCCCUGAUCAAGCGCUUCGUUGAUGUGGAAUAUGAUCUAUUGACAAAGAGUUAUGCUGUGUCUGGAUUUUCUAUUGAUUUUCCAUUUGACGGCACCUACGAUGCUCUAGUGGAGCAAGUUCGAUUAAAGAACUUUGAUGCAGCAGUUGGCGACGACAUACCAAUAAUAUCCAAGCGAUGUGUAGAUGCAGAUUUCACGCAUCCUCACACUGAAUCAGGGCUUGUGUUGAUAGUCGCCAUUCAAUCACAAUCUAACAGGAGUUGGCUGUUCCUGAAGCCGUUCACAAAAGCAAUGUGGUUCCUUAUAGCAUCCAUAAAUGUUUACAAUGGUUUUGUCAUAUGGAUGAUUGAGCGAAAUUACUGCUCAGAAUUGAAAGGAUCACCUUUGAAUCAGAUUGGAACUCUACUCUGGUUGGCCUUUGCUACAUUAUUUUCACCACAAGGUGAAAAAUUGCAUAGCAACCUGUCAAGGGCAGCAACAUUGGUGCGGUUGUUUGUCGCACUAAUCAUAUCACAGAGCUAUACAGCAAGUCUUACAAGCAUGCACACUGUGCCCAGGCUUGAACCAAAGGUUGCAAACAUUGGCACACUGAGAAAUAGCAAUGCAGUGAUUGGGUACUCGAGAAAAACUUUUGUUAAAGAUUACUUGUUGAAUGUCUUACACUUCAAUCCAAACAACAUCAAGAAUUUUUCAUCAUUCGAAGAAUGUGCCGAUUGUCUCAAGAAUGGUAGAAUUGCUGGAGCAUUUCUUGAGGUUCCUACUUCUAAAGUUUUCCUUGCCAAAUACUGCAAGAGCUUUAUGACAACAGGCCCAACAUACAAAUUUGGAGGUUAUGGAUAUGCAUUCCCAAAAGGAUCUCCACUAGUUGCAGAUAUGGAUGAGGCGCUUCUAAAGGUGUUUGAAACCGGUACACUGAAAGAUUUGGAGGACAAAUUAACAGCGUCUGAGACAUGUGUUGAGGACUUUGAAUCAGACAGUGAAAUUCUUAGCCUAAGCCCCGGCAGCUUCUGUGUACUAUUUCUGUUUACUGCAGGCACAUCAACAGCAGCCCUGGCAAUCUAUUUUUUUCAUUCCAAAUACAAAAUGGAAGAAUCCACGCCUGCACAUAAGCGACUUUGGAUGCUAAUUCUGAUGUAUUGCACACGAUCAGUUACUUCUUCUGGAAGCCGAAGCAGUGAAUUUUACACGAUAUGUAAUUUUUGUCUUAGAUUGUCUCUUAACGUCGCAGCGCCUCCUAUUCUUCGUGUUGCUUGCUUAAUUCGAUGA
This is a messenger RNA of Coffea eugenioides, 2508 nucleotides long. RefSeq names its product glutamate receptor 2.7-like. NCBI's taxonomy places the organism in Eukaryota, Viridiplantae, Streptophyta, Magnoliopsida, Gentianales, Rubiaceae. The transcript is spliced from 9 exons. Gene Ontology annotation, molecular function: ligand-gated monoatomic ion channel activity; signaling receptor activity. The coding region runs from base 1 to 2508 and encodes 835 amino acids. The record is from RefSeq and is a predicted model, not a curated record. Gene Ontology annotation, cellular component: plasma membrane.